Molecule: messenger RNA, 1395 nt
Organism: Hippoglossus stenolepis (Pacific halibut)
Lineage: Eukaryota; Metazoa; Chordata; Actinopteri; Pleuronectiformes; Pleuronectidae
Gene: endou
Product: endonuclease, polyU-specific
Exons: 9
Coding region: 20-1177 (385 amino acids)
Biological process (GO): immune response
Molecular function (GO): polysaccharide binding; RNA endonuclease activity; scavenger receptor activity
Source: RefSeq, a predicted model, not a curated record
CAGGAUUGGCUGAGUCAGGAUGAAGGUCAUUGCUCUCCUCACACUUUCUGUGACCCUGAUCAGUCAGGGAUAUGGCAACUCCCUGGACUCGUGUCAGGGUCGGUGUGGUUAUGGAACGGACAAUAACUUCUCCUGUCAGUGUAACACAUCCUGUGAGCGCUUCGGAGAUUGUUGUGCAGACUACGCAUCACAAUGCAAAGCUGGAGCCAGAUCUUGUAAAGGCAGAUGUGACGAGAAAUACAACUCUCAGAACAAGUGCCACUGCAACUCCAAGUGCGGCCAGCACAACAACUGCUGCAACGACUACACAGACCUCUGUGAAAGUGAUGCAGGAGGUGGCAGCAGUGUGAUCACUGAUGCUGAUAUCAAGUCCGUCUCUGAGGUGCUUUAUGCUCUGGACUCAAACAAGGCCACAGCCUCAGAGCUGAUCAUUGACCCUCAGGCUUUGGUGCACAACUCUCAGACAAGCUCGCAGACAGAUCUCUCCUCUCGGCCCUUCUUCCGCUACGUGGACGGGGCGCUCCUCUCCAGACCCACAUAUGCUGCUUUCCUGGCUGUCUUGGACAACUACCUCAGGAUGACGGGACAGGCCGAGGUCUUCGGCCCGCAGCAGCUCACUGAGCAGAAGACUUUCAUCAAGGAGGCCAUGUCCAACACUGAGCUGGGCAGGGAGCUGUUUGCCUUCCUUUACACAAAGGGUGUCUAUGCAUCGGAGGAAGAGUUCCUCCAUGAUCUGAAGAUGAUGUGGUUCGGUCUGUACUCCCGCUACAACGGCAAGAUGGACUCCAGUGGCUUCGAACACAUCUUUGCAGGAGAGAUCAAGGGAGGAACAGUGUCUGGUUUCCACAACUGGAUCCAGUUUUAUCGUCUUGAAAAAAGGGGGCAGCUGAACUACUACAGCCACAGCUUCAAUGGGCCUUGGACGACAUUCCCUGAUGUCAUGGGGAUGCAGUUUAAGUGGGAUGGCUACUUCAAGCAGGUCGGAUCUGCCGUCAUCGGCUGCAGCCCUGAAUUCGACUUUGCCCUUUACAGCCUCUGCUACAUCACACGCCCCGGAAAACAGUGUCGUCUGAGCCUGGGAGGAAAGGAACUUAUCAUCCAAACCUACACCUGGGACAAAACUUCCUAUGGGAAUGGGAAGAAGUUCAUCGCCUCUGCCUUUCCUUCAACCCCCUGAAACGGCCAUCUGAUGAACAAUGAAAGUCUUUCUGUCAAUCAUUAGACUCAUCAUAUAAAUGCUUUGAAAUAAUAUUCCCAAUAGAAGCAUGUAUCUCAGUGAAGUAUGAAGCAUAUUUCAUUUGAAAAGUUAAGAGCUAUGGCCUGAUAUGAACAUAUAACACAUGCUGAUAUUCAUUCCCAACAAGCUGUAAUAAAGCAAUUUACCUAAUAAUUCAA